Messenger RNA from Monopterus albus (swamp eel), 3312 nucleotides. RefSeq lists its product as uncharacterized. The record is from RefSeq and is a predicted model, not a curated record. NCBI's taxonomy places the organism in Eukaryota, Metazoa, Chordata, Actinopteri, Synbranchiformes, Synbranchidae. The transcript is spliced from 7 exons. Bases 512 to 1198 code for a protein of 228 amino acids.
CUAAACGCCUUAUUUUCCGUACAGCUAAACUCCACACAUCGCAAUGAUGCAGUUUUUGGGCCUGAUGAUUAGUAAGCUCAUAAAACCACUUAUGAUUAAUUCCCAUGCAGCUGGAAAGCCAAUCACGCAUAUACAAUAUCCUACAAGCCCUUCGACUACUGUUUUCAAUUAUCCCUUUAUUUUGAAAGUCCUGAAUAAACGUUUCCCCUGCUGCCUUUCCGCGCUCACGCGUUGUUUUGGGAACCCGGCGAGCGCGCGCUUCCCGUUCCGUAGCCGCCUGUCAUCGUUCGGGCUGACAUCACACGGAGGAUUCGCCACAAUGUCAAACAUCCACAAGCAGCGCGAGCUCAUGGCUUCCCCGCGCCACAAUGAGAAGCGUCGCCUCGUGCUCCUGCUCAUCCUAUAAAGACAAAACUCCAUUCACCUUUUAUGGGUUUAUGUUCCCGGACAGGAUGCGUUUGAGUGUGUGUCCCAGCAGGUCUGUUUGAGUGUGUGAACCAGGUCAGAGGUCAUGCUGCGGAGGGAAUCUGACUCCCGCGGCCUCUUUUCCUCCGGCGAGACGUCUGACAAUGACUGUGAGAGGGGGGUGAGUUGUGGAGAGGGAGACAUAGUGUGUCUGUGCGAGGCUGGUCCCUGUACACUUUAUUCAGGAGCACAUACACCUACGCCGGAAACACUGCUGUGUGAACACUGUGGAAAAAACAGAGUAAUGAUAACCAGGUACUCUGAGGGAUAUGGCACAGAGGAGGAGUGUGCUUUGUCUGACCCUCAGGGGGAAAGUGACGCAGAUGCUGAUAUAGAGGACGCAGAUUGCAGACUCCAGGAGCCAGGUUCACUCCAGCGGAUCAGCUCGCGGAGACGCAAACGUCCACGGGUAGCGCGGCAAGACACCACCGAGAGUGAAGACGAUGGUGGGCGGAGCCACAGAUCCCAUCGCUGGAACCUCAGGCUCAGUCCUGACAGAGCACACAGCAGGACCAUUCUGGAGGAGAGCAUAUCACAGGUCAGGCCGCUGGUCAUCUGUCAGCCGAACAUCGAAAGGCAGAAGAGUCCAGGUGAACUGCCCCGAGGCUCCAAGCUGAUGUCUCUGUGGCCGUCAUCCCUCUCUCUCCCUCUUAUUCUCCUCCUCUCGCUGCCUCUCUCUCUCUCCCUUGUCAUUGUUAUUGUGUCUUUCCUCCUACCAUGGGCCAGAGCCUGACCCAGCUCUUCAUCUGCAAAAGAAGAGUUUCAUUCCAAAAAUUACAGAAAGUCACUCUUGACAUGUAGUGGAUAGCACAAAAUGGAAACAAAACUAUGGUGUGUUAAGACAGGACAGCAUGCUUUUAGAAAUAUUGAAUUCAGAUUUUCUGUUUUAUCUACCAGAGUAUAUGAGAUUACAUUUAGAAGCAUUUAAAAUAUCUUCUUUUUUAGGCAAAGUCGAACAUUUGGCUCCAUUAUAACCAAAAAGGCACAAGUUGGAAUAGUUCAGUGUUUCAUACUGCACCUGUUAAAACAACACUCUAUACAGAAUCUGUUCAUGACAAAAACAUCAACCUUGUGCUUGCUUCUGCCUCAUAAAAUCUCACCUUCCAUCUCACUUCCUCACCCCCUCAUUUGUAAAAAUAGACCUCUUGUCUCGCUCCUUGUUCUAAUGAGCCACAGGAGCGAUAGGUGGGGGGAAAGGUUUCACGGCUGCACAGGUACAUUCAAACUGUAAAAUAACAGACUCACUAGGAAAACGUAAACGACAAUGCUGCUGAGCUAUGCAAUCUCUCUGUUCCUACUACGGCAUCUGAACUGCUGUAAAAGAAUGUCUCCUAUGUCCUUGGUAGUCGCCUCACCUUCUUGACCCCUUUUCUCUCUGAGGAAUACUGUAGUAUUGCGGACUGGUGGUUCUAAAAUAGAGCAUGACCCGAUUAAAAAAGCAAUAUCGGAGAAGAGAUCUGAUUGUGUAUGAUCUACAGUACAUCUGUUGUUUCAUGAAUAGGGUACAUGUAUGAUUUUACUUGUUGCACACUGGAUCCUUCUCUUUUUUCCUGCCUGCACUUGUGUAUGUUUUUAGUAAAAUAAGGUGACCUCACAUUAAAAUGAGCUUUAGUGGAAAUUAAUUAUGUUAAAGCAAUUUAAAGAUUUAACCAAACUAUGUUUUAGUCUUAUAGUUCAAACAUUACUAUCAUAUUUAAUAUUAUUUAUGUCUGUGUUUGUGAAUUAUUAGCUAGAAGAAAGGUGAGCUUGACAAUCAGUCAUGCUGCUUAUUUCAAAUUGAAAUAGCUUCUCUGUACUGUAUAUUUAAUGUUAUGUUUUUUGUAUGAUUUUGAAGUCAUGUUUUUUUUUUUACACCACACUGAGGUUGCUUAUAUUCCUGUGGAGAAAUGUUUCCAAAUUAAGAUCACGUUGAGCUAAGUGAAUUAAUGUCUAGGACCUUUUUGUCUUCUAACUUGUUGCAUUGCCUUAUAUCUUAAAUUUAAUUUCCACGUGUAUGUUCACCUCUGUUUCAUGGAGCCAUAAAAGUUCAAUAAAACUAGAUUGUAUUUUGACAAAAAAAACCAUCUUUUUUGUGUAAACUAGCAGUGUAAAAACACCAUGUUGUGGUUUUUUGAGGGCUUAUGUGUGAGACCACUGCUUAAUUAGACACAUCCGGAGUCUCUAAUGGUAACACCCUUAAAAGCACAACUUGCUUUUACACUUCAGGAUUUGUAAGGGUAAAAAAUGAGAUGUAACAUGUUACUGAGAUUUAGAGGUAUGCUAGACUGAUUGGAUGGAGGCGUGCUCCCUGUUAAUUUUGGUAAGUUUUUCCUGAAAUGCUGAACUGUUCCUUUUAAUUUUUAUACAGUGUCUCCUACAAGUGAAGAUGAUACUUGCCCUUCUUCUCCUAUGAAGAAUGCAUGUCCCAGCAGGGCUUGUAGCUCUUGCGGAAAGGGCCUGAGGGGGAGGGUCCCAUAACGAGGUUAACACUCUUCACUCCUCCUCUCAUUGUUGUCAUGGUAACAAUCAGGACUGCAGAGGAAACAGACUUCUCAUCAGUAGAUUGAGAGCUACUGCCCAGAGUGAAACACAUAACUGUAGGUGAUAAUGUGAAUGCAGUAACAUCUGCACAUCAUCUGUGUAACAAACUCAGGAUGUGAACAUGAUGGUAAACAAUACGUUUAACUUUGUUAAUGCGACUCUGCUCUCCUCCAUAUCAAAUAAUGCUUUGCUCUGUGGCAUUUACAGAAAAGUUGUUUUCAAUAUAUGAUUCAGUUUUAUUUUUUAAAUUUCAAUGGAGCUGUGUGAUGGUUGGAUACAAUACAUUGAUUGUACAGAGCUUUUUCAGGGUGUCUCUAAAAAGCAUGU